UGAGCCAGAGCCUUCCUUUUCCCACAGUUCCACUUUUCUCAACACUCACCAUUUCUCCCCGCACUUCUAUCCCUAUAUAUAGACACAAUUUUCUGUACGUAUAGAUCGAUUCCAGAACUCUCCAACUCUCUAUUCGACACAUACAUACAUGUUUAUGUACGUAUAGAUUGUUAAUCUACACUCGCUGGAGCUAUGUCCAACAACGCCGGAGACGCCGGCGCCGGCGACGACUUCCUCGAGCAAAUCCUCGGCUUUCCGGUUUACGCGGGAGCGGAUACGAAUUUGGCGGGAAACGAGGUUCCGAUGAUGCUUCAGCUCAAUUCCGGCGACCGCGGCGGCGGUAAUAUCCCCGGCGGCGACGUCGGCGGCGGAGGAUUUGAGUUUCCGCUAGGGUUGAGUUUGGAGCAAGGGAAGGGGAGUGGAGAGUACUUUAAGAUGGAUCAUGAGGAGGUGGAGGCCUCAGGGAGCGGAAAGCGAUUUCGAGUCGAUGAGGUGGUUGUUGAUUCUAGAGGUUCUCAUGCUAAUAGAACUGGUUUCCAAGGACAACCAAUUCAUAAUGCAGUUCCUGCAAUGUCACAUCCACCGGCAGUUCGCCCUAGAGUAAGGGCAAGAAGAGGCCAGGCCACGGAUCCCCACAGCAUUGCCGAGCGGUUGCGUAGAGAAAGAAUAGCAGAAAGAAUUAGGGCACUACAAGAACUCGUUCCUAGUGUGAAUAAGACUGAUAGAGCUGCAAUGCUUGAUGAAAUUGUGGAUUAUGUGAAGUUCCUGAGGCUUCAAGUGAAGGUGCUGAGCAUGAGUAGACUGGGAGGUGCUGGUGCUGUUGCCCCACUUUUUGCUGAUACUCCAAUCUCCUCACUUGAGGAAGAAGGUACUGAAGGUGGAGGAAACCAACCAGCCUGGGAGAAAUGGUCAAAUGAUGGCACGGAGCAACAGGUGGCAAAGCUUAUGGACGAAAAUGUUGGGGCGGCCAUGCAAUUCCUUCAAUCCAAGGCACUUUGCAUAAUGCCCAUCUCACUCGCCACGGCUAUCUACCACACUCAACCACCAGAUAGCACCACUUCACAUGUCAAACCCGAAACAAACCCUCAGUUAUAAACCUAAGAGACACAAUACACCCCUCGUAACAUUUCCUAGAAGAAACCCGGUCAAUUGCAACCGAACUCAGAUGUCAUGUGUCCACCUUCUACGUUUAUGUCACCAACCGUUCCAUUGACUUUAUUCGAGACAGGAUGUGAUGCCUUGCUCAAAAUAAUUAAAGCCCUCCAUUCACAUCUUUUGCCAGAUUCAACCACAAAAUAUAUUGGCAAAGCUUUCUUUAUAUGCUCUGCUUUUUGUUUCAAUGGUGGGUGUAGUGGUUAGUGACCUGUGCUCAUUCAUAGUGGGAGGUCUACUUUUUUAUGCACAGUUGAUAGUGGAUAGUGGGGACCUUUGAUAGUAUGAUUUGUAAAUAGGUCUAUGAGUGUAAUUAUAUGAUUUGAAUAAGUGGAAUGAAACUUAACUGAGUAAUGGUUGGUUUUACAUAAAGGUGCAGCUAUUAUCAUCAAUGAAAAGUCUAUGCUUUUUUUUUUCUUUA
Molecule: messenger RNA, 1573 nt
Organism: Daucus carota subsp. sativus
Lineage: Eukaryota; Viridiplantae; Streptophyta; Magnoliopsida; Apiales; Apiaceae
Product: transcription factor UNE12
Exons: 6
Coding region: 193-1095 (300 amino acids)
Biological process (GO): regulation of transcription by RNA polymerase II
Cellular component (GO): nucleus
Molecular function (GO): protein dimerization activity; RNA polymerase II cis-regulatory region sequence-specific DNA binding; DNA-binding transcription factor activity, RNA polymerase II-specific
Source: RefSeq, a predicted model, not a curated record